This is a messenger RNA of Phycomyces blakesleeanus NRRL 1555(-), 435 nucleotides long. RefSeq lists its product as hypothetical. The record is from RefSeq and is a predicted model, not a curated record. NCBI's taxonomy places the organism in Eukaryota, Fungi, Mucoromycota, Mucoromycetes, Mucorales, Phycomycetaceae. The coding region runs from base 1 to 435 and encodes 144 amino acids. The transcript is spliced from 4 exons.
AUGCUCGGUGAAGCCGACGAGACCUUUGUAAAUCAUGUCCAUUCUCUCAUGUUGACAUUGAAUGUAUAUUGGUUUAAGCUGUUUGAAGGCCGGACUUAUACAGGCGGUGCUUUGUACUUACUUAUCAGAAAUUUUCCCAAGGAAGACCAAAUGAGACCAGAAAAUAUUAUCCUCGUUGAUGUCAUGCCUGACUGUUAUGGUGGUAUAGCUGCGAAGACUACCAAGUUCCCUAAUGGUACUACUGUCUAUACUGCUAUCAUGUAUGUCGCUUCCGAGAUACCUGCUGCUAGAAAUACUGCCGGAUUCCCAGAACAUGGCAUUAAGAUUAAUUACUUUGAGUGUGACAAUGAUUUUCAGAGUUGCAUCGCUUACAUGAUUGUUGAUCCCACACACAAUAUAUUUCUUGUGAUAGCGAACCGUAUGGCCAGUGUUUGA